AGGCUCACCUGGCGGCCGCGACGCUGCCCGGCUCAGUGGCGUCGGGAACCGCAGAGCACCUGUGGGUUCGCGGAAGUCCUGCCGUACUCUAGCCCGGCCAAGCUCCGCGGGACCCAGCCCGACCCGACCUCUGCCCGGCCCGCCAUGGGCCCUCCGUCCCGUAGCGUCUCCGCGCUCCUGCUGCUGCUACAGGUCACAUCAGGGCUCUGCCAGGAGCCCGAGCCCUGCCGUCCUGGCUUUGGCGCCGACAGCUACACGUUCACCGUGCCCCGUCGACAUUUGGAGAGAGGCCGAGUCCUGGGCAGAGUGAGUUUUGAAGGAUGCACCGGUCGACCAAGGACAGCCUAUUUUUCUGAUGACACGCGAAUCAAAGUGGGCAGCGAUGGUGUGGUUAGCGUCAGACGGCCUCUGCAGCUUCAUAAACCAGAGAUGAGUUUUCUCGUCCACGCCUGGGACUCCAGCCGCAGGAAGCUGUCCACCACAGUUACGCUGAAGGCAGCAGUGCGCCAUCACCGCCGCCAUCACGACACUCUCUCCGAAACCCAGACAGAAGUGCUCACAUUUCCCAACUCCCAGCAUGGUCUUAGAAGACAGAAGAGAGACUGGGUUAUCCCUCCUAUCAGCUGCCCAGAAAAUGAGAAAGGCCCAUUCCCUAAAAAUCUGGUUCAGAUCAAAUCUAACAGGGACAAAGAAAUCAAGGUUUUCUACAGCAUCACUGGCCAAGGGGCUGACACACCUCCUGUUGGUGUGUUUAUUAUUGAAAGAGAAACAGGAUGGCUGAAAGUGACGGAGCCUCUGGAUAGAGAACAAAUUGCCAAGUACAUUCUGUACUCUCAUGCUGUGUCUUCAAAUGGGCAUGCAGUCGAAGACCCAAUGGAGAUUGUGAUUACGGUGACAGAUCAGAAUGACAACAAGCCGGAGUUCACCCAGCAGGUUUUUGAAGGUUCUGUCAUGGAAAGUGCUCUUCCAGGAACUUCUGUGAUGCAGGUCACGGCCACAGAUGCAGAUGACGACGAGAAUACCUACAAUGCCGCCAUCGCGUACACCAUCCUCUCCCAAGAGCCCCCACUGCCUCAGAGCACAAUGUUCACCAUCAAUAGGGACACAGGAGUCAUCAGUGUGGUCACCACCGGGCUGGACCGGGAGAGUGUCCCCAUGUACACCCUGGUGGUUCAGGCUGCUGACCUGCAAGGCGAAGGUUUAAGUACAACCGCAACAGCCGUGAUCACGGUCACUGACAUCAACGAUAACCCUCCCAUCUUUGAACCAACCACGUACCAGGGGCAGGUGCCUGAGAACGAAGCUAAUGUCGAAAUCACCUUACUCAAAGUGACUGACGCCGAUGUCCCAAAUACCCCAGCAUGGCAGGCCGUGUACACCAUAUUGAACAAUAAGGAUGACCAAUUUGUUGUCACCACAGACCCAGUAACCAACGAUGGCAUUUUGAAAACAGCUAAGGUUUGUAUGGUGCCUGGCAAGAUGCAGAAACUGACCUCUUGGAAACUCCCCUGUCCACUGGGCUUGGAUUUUGAGACCAAGCGACAAUACAUUCUGUAUGUGGCCGUGGAGAAUGUGUCCCCGUUUGAGGUCAUUCUCUCCACUUCCACAGCCACAGUCACCGUGGACGUGGAGGAUGUGAACGAAGCCCCCAUCUUUGUGCCUCUCCAAAAGGAAGUGCACAUACCUGAAGACUUUGGUGUGGGCCUGGAAAUCACGUCCUACACUGCUGAGGAUCCGGACCAGUUUAUGGAACAGAGGAUAACGUAUCGGAUUUGGAGGGAUGCUGCCAACUGGCUGAGGAUUGAUCCAGACACUGGUGCCAUUUUCACUCGGGCUGAAUUAGACAGAGAGGACUUUGAGCAUGUGAAGAACAGCACGUACACGGCCCUCAUUAUCGCCACCGACAAUGGUUCUCCACUUGCUACUGGAACGGGAACCCUUCUCCUUAUCCUCUCUGAUGUGAAUGACAAUGGCCCUGUACCAGAACCUCGAAGUAUGGAUUUCUGCCAGAAAAAUCCACAGCCUCAUAUCAUCAACAUCUUUGAUCCAGAUCUUCCCCCCAACACAUCUCCCUUCACGGCAGAACUAACACACGGGGCAAGUGUCAACUGGACCAUUGACUACAGUGACCAAGCCCGUGAAUCUCUAAUUUUGAAGCCAAAGAAAACCUUAGAGUUGGGCGACUACAAGAUAAAUCUGAAACUCGUGGAUAACCAGAACAAGGACCAGGUGACCACCCUAGAUGUGUAUGUUUGUGACUGCGAAGGGGUCGUCAACAACUGCAAGAGGACCAUGCCUUACGCUGAAGCGGGGUUGCAAGUUCCUGCCAUUCUGGGCAUUCUCGGAGGAAUCCUCGCCUUACUAAUCCUGAUUCUGCUGCUUUUGCUGUUUGUUCGGAGGAGAGGGGUGGUCAAAGAGCCCUUACUACCCCCAGAAGAUGACACCAGGGACAAUGUUUAUUACUAUGAUGAAGAAGGAGGUGGAGAAGAGGAUCAGGACUUUGACUUGAGCCAGUUGCACAGGGGCCUGGAUGCUCGGCCUGAAGUGACUCGCAAUGAUGUGGCACCAACCCUCCUGAGCAUGCCCCAGUACCGGCCCCGCCCUGCCAAUCCUGAUGAAAUUGGAAACUUUAUUGAUGAAAACCUGAAGGCAGCAGACAGUGACCCCACUGCUCCUCCUUACGACUCUCUGCUUGUGUUUGACUAUGAAGGAAGCGGUUCUGAAGCUGCUAGUCUGAGCUCCUUAAACUCCUCGGAAUCAGACCGAGAUCAGGACUAUGACUACCUGAAUGAAUGGGGCAAUCGCUUCAAGAAGCUGGCAGACAUGUACGGAGGUGGUGAGGAUGACUAGGGGACUCGAGACAAAUGGGGAAGGAGAUGGGCCCCUACAUCGUGUGACAGAAAAUGCAGGGCUCAUGGUUUCUCAGCUCCCUUCACUUGAGAUGACUUUCUGGGGAAGAGAGACUGCUCGGUGAUGCAGUUAGGAUAGUUGGGAUUUCCACUUUAUAGAUCUAAUCUGUGUGUGUUCGAAUGAUUUCGCCCUAAUUUUUGAAUCUUUUUUUCUUUCCUCACUCUUUAAGUGGUGAUGCUGUCCCAAAGACCCCCAUAUGUUAAUACUUCAGAACAAUAGCUUCAGCCUCAAAAGGUUCUGCUAGCAACUUGCAGAUUUCCUUAAGGGUUUUCGUCUCAUUUUUUAAGGGAAGGGAGGGGUCAACUGCCCUAUUAUUUUGUGUGUGUAUGUAUGUAUGUGUGUGUAAUUAUUUUUAAUUUGUGUACUUUUUUCCUCCUAUCACUGCACAGCACCCCUUGUUCUACUAUCCACUCUUACUCCUUCUGAACCUACAUUGCCCCAGACAGGGGUUCUCUGAUGCAGAAAUUGUGGGGCCCUUUCAGGAUAAGUGUGGUCUUAGUCUGGCCAUAGUGUGACUGGGUAUUAUUUACUCUUAAGACCUUUAAUCUUCUGAGUAUAUAACUUGAAAUAGGUAUCCAUCCACUUACUCGUUGUGCAUAAGAAUGUUUGUUAUGUGUAUGUCAUUACUGGGGUGAUCUGGUUCUAAACAGGAAGCCUUGACCAGAAAGGGUGGUGAGUUUUCAGGUGCCACUCCACAUCUAAUGUUCAUCUAACACUCAAACAAGAGAGUGAUCUAUUCCAACACUUACGGUAGUGCCUCGAGUGCUGCAGCCAAAGACAGAAGGUGUUUGUCCCAGCGGAGAGCAAUGUGAAAAAUGGGUUUGAAGGUGGCAGGAGACAAGUUGUUGAGCCUGGCAAUUUAGGAAACUGAGGCUGAGGAUGGUUGAGGUGGCUCUGCCUCUAGUCCUGAGAAAGAAUGGAAGAAUCUUAACAUGUGACUCCAAUCAGGAUCCUGCUACCAGAGUUUCUUCCUGACAGCCCAGAACCCCCCAAGUGCCUGCUGUUGUUGAUGUCCACAGGAUAUGCUGGCUGAUCUGGAAACAUCUGCCCGAAAUUCCAAGCAUGCAUAGAAAACAAUAUCAGGAAAUCCAAUUUAUUUUCCUUAGGAGCAGGAAGAAAAUAUGGCCCUAAAAUGUGUUAGUAAGGGGAGUGUGGGGAGAACUCUGAUUUGGAUCUUCUUUUAGUUGAAAUGUGAACUUCAAGAACCUUUUGACAACCAUGGAAAAUAAUCUUAUCUAAAUUGCUUUACUGUCUGUCAGGUGUUUUUUGAAGAAAAAAAAAUCAUCCCUGCAAUCACAUCUUGGAAUUGUCUUGAUUUUUCAACAAUUUAAACUCGAAUGUAGUCCUGUAUAGAGAAUGUCACUAUAGUUUUGAGUAUAUAUGUGUGUGGGUGUUGAUAAUUUUGUAUUUUCUUUGGGAGUGGAAAAGGAAAACAAUUCAAGCUGAGAGAAUUCUUAAAUAUUCAUUUUUAUAAAUUUUAUUAAAGAAUUUUGUUAAACAUUG
Messenger RNA from Panthera uncia (snow leopard), 4413 nucleotides. It is a transcript of the gene CDH1, whose product is annotated as cadherin 1. The record is from RefSeq and is a predicted model, not a curated record. Lineage: Eukaryota; Metazoa; Chordata; Mammalia; Carnivora; Felidae. The transcript is spliced from 16 exons. Gene Ontology annotation, biological process: multicellular organism development; homophilic cell-cell adhesion; cell-cell junction assembly. Gene Ontology annotation, molecular function: calcium ion binding; cadherin binding. Gene Ontology annotation, cellular component: catenin complex; adherens junction; plasma membrane. Bases 145 to 2850 code for a protein of 901 amino acids.